This is a messenger RNA of Pelobates fuscus (common spadefoot toad), 2247 nucleotides long. It is a transcript of the gene TOR4A, whose product is annotated as torsin family 4 member A. The record is from RefSeq and is a predicted model, not a curated record. Gene Ontology annotation, cellular component: nuclear envelope; endoplasmic reticulum lumen. Gene Ontology annotation, molecular function: ATP hydrolysis activity; ATP binding. The coding region runs from base 475 to 1749 and encodes 424 amino acids. Lineage: Eukaryota; Metazoa; Chordata; Amphibia; Anura; Pelobatidae. The transcript is spliced from 2 exons.
GACAUUACAAAUCCCUAGAAGCAAGUGAUUCCUGUGCUGCAGCGGGCUCUGGGAAAUAAACACAGAUAGUGCAGCUUUAUCGCAUGUUCCAACAAGCUGGUUUCUGUUCCAGCAAGUGCCAGGAGCUCGCAGUCCUCACCGAUUGAUCCCGAGCGGUGUGGAGCCCCAGCCAAUCAUCGUAAUCCUGUGUACAGUAAAACCCUAGUGCAGGAUUUGGAUCUCACUCACUUCCAGGCGCUGGGACUGAGAGCCAGCUCUGCAUUCAGGAUAUUGGUGUGGGGCCUGUGCUGAGGUAUGCAAGCUAUAUUCCUCCUCUCCCUUCAAGCAAAAUAGGCGCCUGGAGGCCCAAAACCUGGACAAAGACAUGGAGUCUCCACCUGCGCUGGUUAGAAACACAGCAGAUUAAUAAAUCACUCCCUACCGGGUGAUCUUCGUCCCCAUUUGAAAAGCGAAUGGUGUGUUCUAGCUGUAAUCAUGGAAAAGCAGGAACUUAGCGAUGGAGCUGGCGUCCCACAAGGAAAGAUUACUCUGGUGUCCUCACCAGUGCGUGCCGUCAUACGCAUGCGCAAAAAGCUCAGGACGUUAAAGAAUGGAUGCUUGCAGCUGGAUAUGUCUGGGAAAAGGUUCACCGACAGCCCAAAGUCAGCUUUUCGACAAACCUCUGCCGAUAAAUGUAAGUCUUCAAACUUUGAAAAGCCUACCAUUUUUAAAUUUGACUCACCAACGUUAGCAGAGGUUUCUUUAAAUCACCAGCCACGCAAGUCAAAACGCAAGAAAUCCAGGCCCGUGUUAUAUCCAGGUAAUGCCAGAAAAUACUUGCCUGUGGAACAAAAGAGCAAAGCCAAACGCUGCCUCAUACUGUUUAUAUUAAUUGUUGGAUUCCAGAUUUUAAAUGCCAUUGAGAAUUUAGAUGACACUGUUUUAAAGUAUGACUUGGAGGGAUUGGAAAAGACAUUGAAGAGGGACGUGUUUGGCCAACAAACUGCAGUUGCAAAAAUGAUGGAUCACUUGAAGGACUACCUAGCCACACAUUAUCACAACAAGCCACUGGUGGUAUCUUUAAAUGGGCCCAGUGGUGUUGGCAAGAGUCUUAUGGGUAGGUUACUGGCCAAGCACUUCCAGUCAGUCAUGGACAGUGAUUUCAUCUUACAAUAUUACGUUCUGCACAACUGCCCAAAAAGCUCAGACGUUGCUUUGUGCCAAGCGGAGCUGUCCAAUCUGAUCUCCGACAUGAUCAGUCGAGCAGAAAUUGAAGAGAAGAUCCCAAUUUUUAUAUUUGAUGAAAUGGAGGCCAUGUCUCCACCUCUGCUCGAUGUCUUGCAGGGCUUUUUCCAACUGAACCAAACGAACGAGUACCUCAAUGCUGUGUAUGUACUAAUCAGCAACUUGGGAAGCAGCGAAAUCACUGACUAUGUCCUGAAAAAUGCUACAAAUAGCAUCAAUACUGUGGAGCAUGACCUUCGCCAGAUUGUAUGGUCUAUCUUGAAGGGCCAUCAUUCCAUUUGGAAAGUUGCUGAAAUUGUACCUUUUGUGCUCUUGGAACAAAAACAUGUUAUGAGUUGUUUUCUAGAUGAACUACUCCAGGAAGGGUUCUACCCAGACAAGGAGAAAAUAAAGAACUUGGCAGAGGAGCUAAAUUAUUACACUGUAAAUGGUACAAAGUACUCUACGACAGGAUGCAAGGAGGUAGUAGGGCGGGUGAAUCUUCUGCAUCCCAUUCACAGGCACAUUGACCUGAGAACGGCUUGAUAUUACCUGUGUCUAUGGAUUACUUUUCCCAGGAUACAGAACUAGAAUGGUAUGAUGUCUACAUGGUUUUAGCGGAAGCAUUUUGUAACUGACCUUGUGUACGAAUUGUGAGACAGAGUUUACCAUGAGUAGAAAACCAAAGUGUGGGUGAAUAGGACAUUUAAAUAUAAGGAAUUCCAAAUUACGGAGGAGGAUAACAUAUUAGAAAAUUAAAAUGUCCGUGUGUCUGUUUAGCAAAGGCAGGGACAUCUGGAGUGAUCUGUAUCUUGUAACAAGUUGAGAAUGAUCACAAGUGGUGUUGGUUCGCUGAGACCUCAGUUCUCCAGCUGAUCUUGGGCAGAAGAUUAUGGGAAAUAUAGUCCAAUAACAGAGGGGAGGCAAAGAACUGGAUACAUGGACAGUGUAGAACCCGGUAUGGCCAGUUUAGAGCUACUAUUUGCCUACCAUGAAACCAUGUUAAUAGAGAAUAGAACAUCUUAAAAUUAAAUUGUUGUGAAA